UAGAAGAGUUGAAAGAUCCGGUUCCUUAGAAAACAAUAAUGACGACUACUACAAAGUGUAACAAAGUUAGUGAUGAUGACUAAGAAACUAGUCGUAUAACCUUCUAAACUCAAUAUAGUUAAUAAAAGAAAAGACUCUUAUUCAAUGGCUUAUCAUCCUGCUAACGACCCAGAUGAAUCAUUUGACUAUUUGUUCAAAAUUGUACUGAUUGGUGAUGCUGGAGUUGGCAAAACUUGUGUUGUUCAACGAUUUAAGUCAGGAACAUACACUGAGAAGCAUGGCAGCACAAUAGGUGUAGAUUUCACAAUGAAAACUUUAAAUAUUGAUGGAAAACUUGUAAAGCUCCAGAUAUGGGAUACGGCUGGCCAAGAAAGAUUUCGAACUAUAACUCAGAGCUAUUACAGAAGUGCAAAUGGUGUUAUAAUAGCUUAUGACAUUAGCAAAAGGGCUACAUUUGAAGCUAUUCCGCGUUGGCUUGACGAUGUCAGACGUUAUGCUGGCUCCAAUGUAGUACAAUUACUUGUUGGAAAUAAAUGUGAUCUUGAAAAUCUCCGGGAAGUUACUAAAGAUGAUGCCAAGUCUCUUGCCCUGUCACAGAAUUUCAUUGGUUCUGUUGAGACUAGUGCCAAGGAAAACACCAAUGUUGACGACACAUUCCUAAAAAUGGCUAAGGAGUUAAAGAGGCGGUUUGGAGAUGAUGCCAACAUGGAUCCUGGUAUGAGCAAUAGUAUCAAUCUAAAUAGCCGGUCACUUUUAGGCGGAGGAAGGAGUUGGCUCCCUUGUUGCAGUGGAGGGAAUUCGUCCAACAGCAGUUAGCAGCUAGAGAAAAACCAUUGGUCUGAAAUCACAGAUAACAGAAUUCAUCAUUCUGGAACUAAGAGCAAUUUUUGACUCUGUCACUAUCACUCAGUUAUGUUGUGACAAAAUCUGCUGAUUUUUUUUAUUGUUUUUUGUAGGUUUUUUUUUUAUGUGCAAGGUUAACACAGACUACUGUAACCUAGAGAUAUUUUGUGUUUUUUGUGCCUGUGGUAUUGAAAUAGCCAUGCGCCAUUUAGAUAUUUUGCUUUUUCAAGAUAUAGUGUCUGUAAAGUCUGGGCACAUAGGAUAAGUGGAUAUUUUUGGUAUGGGUUAGCUUUAUUUUCAUUAUAUAGUUUGAUUCAUAUAACAUCUUCAGUAUGAUCUCCACCAUUCCCAAUGCAAAUAUUGAUGCGUUUCACAAAAUAUUAAUAAAUUUGAAUCUUAUAUUGAAAAUAAAAGGGGCCUAUUUUUUUUUCACUAAAUAGUUCCUUGUCGUCAAACUCAGUUGUCUCAUACAAGCUGAGAAGAUAUUUUUCUUCAAGAGCCUUACUUUAGAGCUCGCUCUGCUAUUGGUGGUACAUUAAAUUUUCAGACAUGAUCCAUUGCGUGGGGCAGCCUCAUUGAUGUGCUGCAUUAAAAUCCACUGUCAGAAGAUUUAAGUUCCUAAUGAUGCCCUCUGUAUAGUUUGCUCAGACCCUGUCAACUGCCACAAGUGGAAGGAUACGUCUAGUGUGGUAGAUGAGCUGCCUGCAACCUUUGACUGCAUCUUCCUUCAGUGUCUUGAGUGUUACCAUUUGUUGCUCAUUUCCUAGAUGACAUUUUCUGUUAUCACUAGUCGUAUUUGUAGAAGAAGCUAUAAAUAGGAAAUUACCAGUAGGUAGUUUUACUGCUAAUUAUAGCUGCAUUAUUGCUGGAUGUUUUGAACUGUUGUGUUCAUCUAUCUAGUUAACAUUCUUUGGCAGUCCCUUUAUACUACACUUUCAUAUAGAUGGUUUAACUUGCAUGCUAUUUUCUAUAAUAUAGAAGCAGCCAUUUUGUAAUACUCAGUGAAUGGAGGGAUCAGUGUAAUAGUGUGAUGAACAUUUUUUUCUCUUUACUACAGGGAAACAGCUUGAUUAACUCUAUCUAUCCACAAGCUUUCUUCCUCAUUUAUCAAUAGGUUUCAAGUGAUAUCAAAUAAGUUGAGUACAAAUCAAAAGGAAGUAACCUUUUUUUUUUAAAGAUGUUUCACUUUUUUCUUGUGGAUAUAAUUUACUACGUGUGGGUCACCAACUAAAAGCUUUUCAUUUUAAUUUAUCAUUUUGGGAGAUUAUUAAAAAUUUUGAACUAAAAAAAAACACACUUUUGUCAACUUUUUGGAUGUGGUGACCACAAGUAUAAGUUGUAAGCAUUAACUUGGGUCAGUAUUUUAGACUUACUUGUUGAAUAAAUAGUUGACCAUGCUACUCCUCAAGGAAAUCAGUUGUUCUAAUAAAUUCAUUGUCAACAAUUAUGAUCUCCUUAUACUGAUGAGGAGAGUCAUUGUCAAAUGGUGGACCAUGUGAUUUCUCAACUGCAGUAUCAUGUGAACUCUAAUGGGUAUUUGUUUGUUUUGUUUUGUUUUUUCUUUUGGGGGGGGGGGUGGAUAGUAAACGCUGCACUUAUGUUAAUUGUUGGCUACAGUAGCAGGUGAAUUGUACCUCCUGUCAUGGACCGCUUGGCGUUUUAAUAAGUUAAUGUUGCUAAGGCUUUUUAAAAAAAAAAUUGAUGUUGCUACAGUACAAAUACUACAGCUAAUCAGGUAACUGUUAGAUCAACUUUAUAUCUAGGCAACUUGUUGUAGUAGCUUUUAAAGUUAAGUCACUUUUACCAAUGUGAUAAAUUAGACAUUUUAAAAACUAGACUGAGCUAUUUUAGAGAAACUACUAAUUUUUUGUUUAAAUUUUGAAAAUGAUUUUCAACUAAAUCUUGAUUCCAUUUUUUUUUUUUUUUUUUCAAUAAACAUUUUAAUGAUGAAACAUUGUGGAAUUGUUUUCUGCCACCAAAAUAAUCCACUGUAACCAUUAUCUAUAAAAUAAGUAAUUUCUGAAGUUGUCUUUUUUUUUUUGCUCAUAUGUAUGGCAUAGCAUCUCUGUUUGCUCCAAAAGCUAACUCAGUACUUUUUAAAAGCUGACUGUGGUAUUAUUUUUUGAUGUUCUUUAACUUUGCAUGCAUUGAUUUUAAUCAUGUAUAUUUAUUGGUUGUUCCGUGUACGUGUAUGUCAAGUGUCUAUCUUGUACUGGUACUUUGAUAUUGUUAACAAUUGUCUGGUUAAUUUAUUGUUACAAGUUUCUGGUGACUUUACAGUAACAUAUGACUUUACAGUAACAUAUGACUUUAAUCCAGUUUUUUUUUAAAUUCUCAAAUGAUAUAUUUUUGAUUUACUGUAUGAUGCCAAUAUAUCAAUAAUUGUUGUUUAAAAUAUAAAUGGAGAUUUUUAUUUCCAAUAGUGUUGCAGAUUGUUAAUGUGUUGUUGAGGAAGGGUUGUUUCCCUUGGUAAACCCCACAGCAUUUGAACUUUGAGAUCAACAUACAUUGCAUACAGCUAUUUCAGGUUCAUGUUGCUUGCUAUCUCCAGGACAUUAUUUACCAUAAAUGUUCAAUUGAUUUUAUAUGUACAUAUACAUAUAUAUAUAUAUAUAUACAUUUGUUAACACUUUAUUGUUAUCCAAUGUUGUCAUAUUGUGUCUUUUUGUUUGCAUGGGUGUCCUAGGUUCCGCAAGACUUUUUUUUUUCCACAAAAUUUUUGUAAGCACUAAUUCAUUUACUUAAAUGAUAAUCAGUUAUAAAGGUGUGUGGCUGGGUGACCUAUCAAGUGGUCUGAAGUCUGAAACCUGACUUGAGCUGAGUUGUGUUUGCUGAGCACCUAAAGGCAGCACAGAAAUCUUUUUUUCCAGAUACCCUCUCCUCCUUCCUUCAUGUCCACCAAAGAGUUCGGCUCAUAGCACACGGAGCAGGAUUUAAGCAGGAAAGAUGUGAAGUACAAUAGCAAUUAUACAAAUAAUAAUAAGAUGAUUGUAUAAAGUGAUUCACAUAGUCAGGAGAUCCAUUUAUUUUUGUAUUCAUACUUAGGUCGUAUGUGGUCUGUAACGUGACUCAUUCCUUACUUCGGUAUCAUUUUAUCCUCACCAGUGCUUGACUUUCUAAAUGCUGAAUGUAGCGGGGUCUAAAAUUGUGAUAACACUAGUUGUUUUUUUUUUCUACUAUUGCUAAAGUAAACAGUCAGAAGUAAACAUUUGUUCAGAGUUCAAAUGAAGCUUGAUAAGUGCUCAUGCAGUUUAAAAAAUUAUUUUUUUCAGUUUUAGAAGUACAAAAAUAAACAGCUUUACUGUUUUAGUGUCUAUGUGUACUUGUCAGUAUAUUUGUGUAUUAACAUGUUUAGCUAAAUGUCUGCAUGUAUAUGACUUUUUACUUCAAUCCAAUGCCAUGUUCUUGUUUUGUCUUUCAUACUAAUUUUAGACACAUUUUUUAAAGUGGGACAAAAGUAUUUUUAUAUCACGUUAUAUUUUUCUUGUACAUUUCCUAACCUCAUUUAUACAUAUCUUUGUCGUUACUUGUUUUUUUUUGUUUUUAAUCUUGUUCUUGGCACAUUUUUUGUUGUAAGUUCUAACCUUUUUUUUUUUUUUCAAUAUUAACACACACAAGACGAUUAUUAUUUGCUCUGAUUAUUGUCAUGAAAGUUUAAAUCAUCUGUUAUAAUGAAAAUAUAAAUAAUCUAUUUAAGACAGUUUCACACUUUUCCAGUUACCAAAUUAUAACUCGAUCAGUCUUAGUCAAUUCUAAAGAUAUGCAAGUCUUUCUUGCUCAUCAUCAACCAACAGCCCUUUCUCCUGCCAUUUUGGUUAUGCUAUAUACUCUUGGCACUGAUUAUCUUCUCAACCUUAAGAUAGAAAGAUGUUCGAAAUAACAUAGUUUUUGACUGGAAAUUUUAAAUGCCAAUAAUUUUAAAGGUUUCAGAAAUUCAUUUCUUUUGUUUCAUAUUUUGGGGGGAAUUUUAAAAUGAACACAAAACAUUAAAACCAUCAGAGUCAUGACGGCCAAUCUAAUCAGAAACAUGAUGGCCAAUAUAAUCAGAAUCAUGAUGACCAGUCUUAUCAAACUCAUUAUGGCCAAUCUAAUCAGAAUCAUGAUGGCCAAUCUAAUCAGCAUCGUGGUGGCCAAUCUAAUCAAAAUCAUGACAGCCUAUCAUACUGUAGAAGAGGAUUCUGGUAUUAAUUUUGAACCCAAAGCUUUUGCAGAACAGUUCUACUUGUGCUAUAUGCUCUAAAAGGGGUGCACAGGAUGAGAACGUUUUCAACGCAUUACCAUCUGCAUUGAUUUUGUGUGCAGACUGUUAGAUAACAGAUUUUGUGUUUCAAUUGAGUCAAGCGUUAUUAUUUGUUAUGGCCAAGUUAUAGGCAGGCUAAAUAGAGUUUCAUAGUCACAUUUUUUAUGUUUUUUUGUUUUAAUUGUCAGAUUGGUUUUGUAUGCUUAGACUGCUAGACCUAUCAUGGACAUAGAGAUAAAAUAGCUGACUUACUAAAACAUCGCAUAUGAGCUAUGGUACACUCACAAUAGAUUCUUGAUUUCAAUUAUAACAUUUUAAACUUUACAAGACUACCAAAAAAAAAAAAAGGUUUCUGCAGCUUAAAUAGUAUGAUAAAUGCCAAAAAAAAAUUAAGGGAUUAGUUUAAUAUACUGUAAUCUCAAGCUAGAGUUUUUUUCCUUAACAGAGAAAUAGUUUGUGAUCUUUUGAAACCAUUUGAGUCUCCUCAUUGGCUUACAUAGUCUUCAAUUGUAGACAUUGGCCUGUUCACGUUUGUGAGGGGAAAUUCAUUCAAUGGUUCUUAAUGAAAUCAUUUCCACCCUUUUUGGAGGAGGAAAGAUGAAUUUUAUGUUAAAAGGUCACCUUCUCCCUGCCCAUCUAGUGUCACAUUAGGAUUGCAGUGUUAUGUCUCAUAAUGGAAUGCCAGCCAGCAUUCUCUGUUGAAAGAUGGGCCAAGAGCUCUCUCCCCCCCCCC
Messenger RNA from Biomphalaria glabrata, 5816 nucleotides. Its product is annotated as ras-related protein Rab-43-like. The coding region runs from base 145 to 816 and encodes 223 amino acids. The transcript has 4 exons. Gene Ontology annotation, biological process: regulation of exocytosis; protein secretion. Lineage: Eukaryota; Metazoa; Mollusca; Gastropoda; Planorbidae. The record is from RefSeq and is a predicted model, not a curated record. Gene Ontology annotation, molecular function: GTPase activity; GTP binding.